Messenger RNA from Aedes albopictus (Asian tiger mosquito), 945 nucleotides. RefSeq lists its product as uncharacterized. NCBI's taxonomy places the organism in Eukaryota, Metazoa, Arthropoda, Insecta, Diptera, Culicidae. Bases 1 to 945 code for a protein of 314 amino acids. The transcript is spliced from 2 exons. The record is from RefSeq and is a predicted model, not a curated record.
AUGAUCAAGGAAGGAGAAAUGCUUCUGGAACCGAUGGAAGUAGGAAAAUUCCUCUUCGAAAUGAACCUGGACCAGUUUACGGAACUGAAGAGAGCAGGACAGUACCGUUACAAACUGACGUACAAAAAACCACAAGACACAGAAAAAAUUCUGAACUCGGCGAAGAUUCUGAAGGAAUACAACUACAGGGCGUUCAUCCCGAAAAUGCUGACGGAAACAACUGGAGUCAUUAACCAAAUCCCAACCUCUCUCACCGAGCGGGAAAUCUACGAAAAAAUCAUCAGCACCAAAAAAGUGAUUCGAGUCGAAAGGAUCAAAAGGAAAAAAGACGACCAACUGGUAAACACGCGAUCAGUGAAAAUCACCGUGGAGGGAUCGGAGCUGCCAAGAGUGGUGCAUCUCUAUGGAGUUCCCGUCAAACCAGAGAUCUACAUCUAUCCGGUCAGGAUCUGCAACAAAUGCUGGAGAAUCGGACACAAGGCAGCAGCGUGCAAAGGAAAACAGACCUGCAAAAGAUGCGGAAAAGUGAUCAACGAGGAACACACAGGAUGCAACGACAACACACCAGCUAAAUGCAAAAACUGCGGCAAAAAUCACCUACCAACUGACAUUCAAUGCCCAGAACGACAACGACGAGAGCACAUCAACGUAGCGAUGACGGUCAACAAAAUGACGUACGCCGAAGCCGAGGAAAUGUACCCGAAAACACAAAACCGGUUUGCAGUUUUGGAGUCUAUCGACGAAUUCCCUGGCCUGGAACGUCCAAAUAGACAGGUAACUGGAUUCCGACAGGUAGAGAGGCCAAGCAAAAGGAUCGACUACAGCAAAAUCAUCGAAAAGCUUUCGAAGCCAGCAAAAAAACCAGCGAUAGUCAAAAACACUUUCCCUCAGGUAGAGCAAAUACCUGAGCAAAAAGUACAAUCAACGAAAUUAAAAACCCACUAG